Molecule: messenger RNA, 309 nt
Organism: Orycteropus afer afer
Lineage: Eukaryota; Metazoa; Chordata; Mammalia; Tubulidentata; Orycteropodidae
Source: RefSeq, a predicted model, not a curated record
AGUUAUUUCUGGAGGCGCUGUGGUUUGCAGUACUUUUCAGCAGCUCGGGUUCCCUAGUUAUCCCUGGGCCCAAUUCUUGGGACGAAAAUGCCUGCCCUUCACAUUGAAGAUUUGCCAGAGAAGGAAAAACUGAAGAUGGAAGUUGAACAACUUCGCAAAGAAGUAAAGUUGCAGAGACAACAGGUAUCUAAAUGUUCUGAAGAAAUAAAGAAUUAUAUUGAAGAACGUUCUGGAGAGGAUCCCCUGGUUAAGGGAAUUCCAGAAGACAAGAAUCCCUUUAAAGAGAAAGGCAGCUGCAUUAUUUCAUAA